UCAUUAAUACCAGCCCCCCCUUGUCUGGCUUUCCCAUCCCCCAGCAACCGCACAGAACACAAAGCAGGAUUCACUGCCACGGUCGUCGGCCAGCCAGGCGCACAUCAUUGUCCACCACUCCCCCAGGCCAUCCUCACACAUCCACACAUCCACAUCGACCCAAACUCGCACACGUACCUAAUUCCCCCGCUGCCGUUACCCUAUCGAGCGACCGACAUUCCUCUGCAUCCACAACCACCACAGCCUUCUUGGGAGCAUUCGCUCGCUCACGACACCACGCGCGAGCUUACGCGCCCUGAAAUCGAGGCGAGCGAAGGAGCUCCUGCAUCGUUCGAUCCACAAUGUCCGACUAUGGCAAGUUCGCGGAUUUCUGUAGAGAUACUGGCAAUCGCUGGUCCACCCUGCCUGUAUGCUAUCUCUUUGACCAAGCAUCCAGCCGCGACAACACUGGAUGGAUCGGAGGCUGCGAAUUGACCGGUAUCCCUUUGGGAGGAGGUCGCAACCUGGCCAAUCUGGGGUCCAUACUGGUCUGCGGAAUUGCCAUUUUAAUUAGCGCCUUCUUGCUGUGGAGAUCCGAACGGAAGAAGGCCGCGGUCGGAAGAAGGGAAAUGCAACUCUUCCUGCUUGGUUAUAUAAUCGUUUCCAUCUGCGAAAUUUUCACAGUCGGAGGCUUUCCCCUCGAUGGGGGUGUACGAAGGGGAUUCGUUGCCGCUCAUCUCGCCGCUGUCGUUGCCACUCUAUGGAUUCUUAUGCUCAACGGUCUUGUCGGCUACCAGCUCUUGGACGACGGUACCCCCAUAUCCUUGGGUCUGAUUGUUGCAUCUGCUGCUGCCUUCUUCAUUGGCGUCGGCUAUGUCGCCCUCGACACAGGCUUCAGCUGGACUGGGUUUUGGGACUCGAGCUUGUCAGGUGACAACCAAAGCUACGCUCUCUACACGUUGUACUUUCUAGGACCUCUCGUCUUCUUGGUCGUCUUCUUCCUCCUGGAGGCUUUCCUGGUCCUCCGUAUCCUUGGGGAGCGCAAACCCAUGAUGUAUCUCGUUGGAGCCGCCCUGCUGUUUGCAAUCGGGCAGAUUUUCCAAUUCGUGGUCAGCGUACACAUCUGCACUGGUACCGACGGGAAGAUUAAUGGAGGCCUUUUUGAGACUUUGUUCACAUUGCUUUCAGUAGUAAUGAUCUGGGUGUUCUGGUCCAGCAUCACCGAGGACGACUGGCCUAUGCCGCAAGUUGCAGGUGUAGGCGGAUAUUCGUGA
Messenger RNA from Periconia digitata, 1253 nucleotides. The record is from the annotation of a GenBank genome assembly. Lineage: Eukaryota; Fungi; Ascomycota; Dothideomycetes; Pleosporales; Periconiaceae.